This is a messenger RNA of Trichechus manatus latirostris (Florida manatee), 1284 nucleotides long. It is a transcript of the gene IFIT3, whose product is annotated as interferon induced protein with tetratricopeptide repeats 3. The record is from RefSeq and is a predicted model, not a curated record. Gene Ontology annotation, cellular component: cytosol. Lineage: Eukaryota; Metazoa; Chordata; Mammalia; Sirenia; Trichechidae. Gene Ontology annotation, molecular function: protein binding. The annotation marks the transcript as partial. Gene Ontology annotation, biological process: defense response to virus. The transcript has a single exon.
AGUGUCUCAUAUGAUCUAGAAGAUAGAGUGGGUAACCAAAUUGAAUUUUUAAACACUGAGUUCAAAGCUACAAUGUACAAUUUGCUGGCCUACAUAAAACACCUGGAUGGUCAAAAUGAGACAGCCCUGGAAUGCUUACAGCAAGCUGAAGAGUUAAUCCAGCGAGAGCAUGCUGACCAAGCAGAAAUCAGAAGUCUGGUCAUCUGGGGAAACUAUGCCUGGGUCUACUAUCACAUGGGCAGGUUCUCGGAAGCACAAGAUUAUGUAGACAAGGUGAAACGAACCUGUGAGAAAUUUUCAAAUCCUUACAGUAUUGAGUGUCCCGAGCUUGAUGGUGAGGAAGGGUGGACACGGUUAAAGUGUGGAGGAAAGCAUAAUGAAAGGGCGAAGGUAUGUUUUGAGAAGGCUCUAGAAGAGAAACCCAACAACCCAGAAUUUUCCUCUGGACUGGCAAUUGCGAUGUACUGUCUAGAUGAGAAACCACAGACGCAGUCCCCUGUUGAUACUCUGAAGCAGGCCAUUGAGCUGAGUCCUGACAGCCAGUAUCUUAAAGUUCUCUUGGCCCUGAAACUGCAGAAGAUGAAUAGAGAAGCUGAAGGGGAACCAUUGGUUGAAGAGGCCCUGGAGAAAGCUCCUUCUCAAACAGAUGUCCUUCGCAGUGCAGCCAAAUUUUACAAAACAAAGGGUGACCUAGACAAAGCUAUUGAACUGUUUCUAAGGGCAUUGGAAUCCAUGCCAAACAAUGGUUACCUCUACCACCAGAUUGGAUGCUGCUACAGGAAAAAAAUCAUGCAAAUGCAGAAUACAGAAGAAUAUGUAGCUAAUGGGAAUAGAGAGAAGAUUGAAGAACUAAGGGAAUGUGCUGUAGACUAUUUGAAGAAAGCUCUUGAGAAGGAAUUAAAUUAUCCUUUGGCAUACGCCAAACUCGCUGAACUCCUGGCACAAAGAGGUCAGUACAGAGAAGCAGAAGAAUGUUACCAGAUAGCGUUCAGUAAGGAGCUCACCGACACUGAGAGGCAGCAACUCCAUCAGUGCUAUGGCAAUUUUCAGGAAUAUCACAUGAAGUCUGAAGAUACUGGUGUCCAACAUGAUUUGGAGGGUUUGCAGAUAAGCAAAAAAUCAGCAGAGAAGGAAAAAAUGAAAUGCCAACUGCAGAACACAGCUGGAGAUCAGCUUUUAUUUAAUACAGCAAAUUACUGGUAUCACCAAGGAUUAAUUCACAAGGAGAAUGGAGAUGUGCUGCAAGCAGUGGAAUGCUAUGAGAAGGAGCUGGGCUGCCUACUA